UCCUCACAAACCAUGCACUCUCUCUCAGUCUCCGGCCAACCUUCGCUGCUCUGUCAAUUGGAAUGGAAGAGCCUCAACCAGGUCCCUGACUCCCAUAUAUGGCCGCCCGAUCUCCUCCACCACCAUCCUACUUCCAAUAUCAUCCCUCCCUCCUCCUCUAUGCCCAUCAUCGACCUCACCGCCGCUGAUUCUGUUGUCAUCCCCCUCAUCGGCAGAGCAUGCGAAACCUGGGGUGCCUUCCAGAUCACAGGCCACGGCGUCCCCCUCAGACUGCUAGACCUCGUGGAGGCUCAGACGUGUCGUCUCUUCUCCCUGCCCUCCGCUCACAAGCUCCGCGCACAACGCAGCCCCUCCGGCGGCGUCACCGGAUACGGACCGGCUCUUAUCUCCUCCUUCUUUUCCAAGCUCUUCUGGUCCGAGGGCUUCACCAUCGUUGGCUCCGCUCAAGAAGACGCCCGCAAGCUCUGGCCCAACUGCUUCAACGACUUUUGUAGCGCGAUGGAAGAAUAUAGCAAGGGGAUGAAGGAUCUAUCGCGGAGAGUGAUAGUGCUGAUGUUGCGCUCGUUAGGUCUCAGUGAGGAGGACAUAGAUGAGGUCGGGCCACUAAGAGGCCAUGACGAGGUGGAGCCCGUUCUGCAGCUCAACUACUAUCCGCCCUGUCCGGAGCCUGACCGAACCAUGGGCCUCGCUGACCACACCGAUUCCAGCCUUAUAACCAUCAUCCACCAGAGCAGCUGCGUGACCGGAUUGCAACUCCUGCACCACGACGAGUCCGACAAUCCUCGGCCCCAGUGGGUGGAGGUGCCACCCAUUUCGGGGGCAUUGGUCGUCAACGUUGGCGACCUCUUUCAUAUAAUCUCCAAUGGCCGCUUCCACACUGUCAUUCACCGAGCGAUCGUCGACCGCACCUGGAGCCGCAUCUCGGUGGCCUACUUUUGCGGGCCUCUGGCCCAUUUUAAGGUCGGGCCCAUUCAAAAGAUCGUUGAUCCGAAUCAGGGUCCGGCUUAUCCAGGCAUCACAUGGCCCAAGUACUUAAGUCUUAAGAAGAAACUCCAUAACGAGACGCUCGCAUCCAUAAGAUUGCCCUUGGCUGCUAAGAGACAGGACGACGAGAAGAAAGUAUUAUAGA
This is a messenger RNA of Zingiber officinale, 1129 nucleotides long. RefSeq names its product gibberellin 3-beta-dioxygenase 2-like. Bases 13 to 1128 code for a protein of 371 amino acids. Gene Ontology annotation, biological process: response to light stimulus; gibberellin biosynthetic process. Gene Ontology annotation, molecular function: gibberellin 3-beta-dioxygenase activity. Lineage: Eukaryota; Viridiplantae; Streptophyta; Magnoliopsida; Zingiberales; Zingiberaceae. The transcript has 2 exons. The record is from RefSeq and is a predicted model, not a curated record.